CCUGGCUUUUCGUUAUUUAGUCUCACCUCAUCGUGAAAAGCGGAAAUAGAAUAUUUACCAACAUGGCGUUAUUCGUCAUCUAAAACGAUGUUGACACCGUUUUCUUUGCAUUAAUAGAUCUAAAGCCUAUCUAUUAAUCAAUUUUUUGUUUAUUGAAACGUUUUUUAGAUCGCUAGAAUGGACUUUCAGCAUAGAGCUGGAGGGAAGACAGGGACUGGAGGUGUGGCCUCUGCUUCUGAGAGUAACAGAGAUAGGAGAGAACGACUUCGGCAACUGGCUCUGGAAACUAUUGAUUUGAAUAAAGAUCCUUACUUUAUGAAAAACCAUCUUGGCUCCUACGAGUGUAAACUUUGCCUUACUUUACAUAAUAAUGAAGGAAGCUAUCUGGCACACACUCAAGGAAAGAAGCAUCAGAGCAAUUUGGCAAGACGAGCUGCUAAAGAAGCUAAGGAUGCUCCAGCACAGCCUGCACCAGAGAGGCCUAAAGUAGACAUUAGGCGGUUUGUCAAGAUUGGUCGACCUGGAUACAAAGUCACAAAACAAAGAGACCCAGAAUCAAUGCAACAGUCUUUGUUAUUCCAGAUUGAUUAUCCUGAAAUAGUUGAGUCCAUCCAACCUCGCUACAGGUUCAUGGCUGCAUAUGAACAACGCAUUGAACCACCAGAUAGAAAAUGGCAAUAUCUUUUGUUUGCAGCAGAACCAUAUGAGACUAUUGCUUUCAAGGUGCCAAGUCGAGAGGUAGACAAAGAUCCUCGUAAACUUUGGACUCACUGGAACAAGGAAACAAAACAGUUCUUUCUUCAGUUCGCAUUCAAGGUUGAUCCAAAGGGUCCAAGACCAUCAAGCCCGAAACCUUUGCAGCCUCCUUCUGUUGUUCCACAAAUUACUGGAGGACCUCCACCACCACCACGAUUACCUCCUCCCCCCAUGCCACCCCCAGGAGGAAUGAUGCCUUUUGGCAGUCGAUUUCCACCUCCACCAGGACCCCCUGUUGGUAUGCCACCUCCCCCGGGUAUGCAGGCCCCACCAAUGCCACCACCAGGUAUUGCUCCACCUCCAGGCAUGGCUCCACCUCCAGGCAUGGCCCCACCUCCAGGCAUGGCUCCACCUCAUGGUAUGGCCCCACCUCCAGGCAUGGCUCCGCCUCAUGGUAUGGCCCCACCUCCAGGUAUGGGUCCACCUUCAGGUAUGGCACCUCCAGGAAUGGCUCCUCCUGGUAUGGCUCCACCCCCUCCUCUUCGGCCUCCUGCUCCUCCUCCAAGCAUGGGAAUGGCUCCGCCUCCUCCUCCUAUACCUCCUCCUCCUCCCAUUUCUGGUGCCAUCGCCCCUGUUGCACCACCCCCUCCACCUCCCCCUCCAUCUUAGUUUCUUCAACUUUUUUGUCAUCUUACAGUAAAGACUCUUUGUUCAUAGUCAGGACUGAUUAGAAUUUGUUGCAUAAAUAUCUCAUAUCUGACCAGCUAAGUUAUUCAUGAAUGUUUUAUUUUUUUUUCCAUCUUUUUGUUGUCAGAUUCAUAAACAGAAAGUUAUUGUUAUGUAAUUAAAAGGCUGGUUUAUUCAAA
Molecule: messenger RNA, 1562 nt
Organism: Biomphalaria glabrata
Lineage: Eukaryota; Metazoa; Mollusca; Gastropoda; Planorbidae
Product: splicing factor 3A subunit 2-like
Exons: 9
Coding region: 178-1365 (395 amino acids)
Biological process (GO): spliceosomal complex assembly
Cellular component (GO): U2-type prespliceosome; catalytic step 2 spliceosome; U2 snRNP
Molecular function (GO): nucleic acid binding; zinc ion binding
Source: RefSeq, a predicted model, not a curated record